Molecule: messenger RNA, 2565 nt
Organism: Colletotrichum orchidophilum
Lineage: Eukaryota; Fungi; Ascomycota; Sordariomycetes; Glomerellales; Glomerellaceae
Exons: 1
Coding region: 1-2565 (854 amino acids)
Molecular function (GO): zinc ion binding
Source: RefSeq, a predicted model, not a curated record
AUGCCCAGUCCGUACCGAGACCCGCGCCUCGUCGUCCUCGCCCUCGCCUUCGUCGGCGUCUUCUGGAUCCUCCUCGCUCCCGGCAAUGGCGGCGCAUCUCUAUUCUCUGCCUCGGAUCUGGCGAUCCAACGCCUGCGGCGACACCAGCACGCUCUCGACCUGUUAAACGCCUCGACAUGGGGCGACUUCACGCCGCGCAAGAACGGCACGUCCGAGGACCCGCUGCCUAGAUCGCUCAACCUGACUGGCUUCCGCGCCGAAGAUGGGUUCGCCUGGGAUGAUCUUGGGCGCUUUCAGGAACGCUGCCUGGAAUGGAGUCAUAACGCGAUACCGCCCGUCGGGGGAGUGAACCUGUGGGACAUUGGAGAGGGAGAGCCGGUAUGGCAGAACGCUACGGGCGCGGUCAAGGGGACCUGGGUUCGCAGGGAAGCGACGUCUAAGAGGGAGUGGACGAACUACAACCUGAGCGCCAUCGCGCCGAGCCUGCAUUGGAGCGGUUCGCAGUCGGAGUGGGCCAGGAAUAUCACGGGAGAUGAGGGCAAGAUCUUGAUGGACCUCGUCGACACCGGUAAGCACGGGAGGGAGCUUAACUACCACAGCGACGUCGAGAACGACGAUGGCCCCUCGUCCGGCGGCAAGAUUCGCAGCGCAAAGGCCUCUGUCACCAUCGAGGAUGUGAAGGGCAGUGGCGUUAAUUGGGAAAUGAGGCUGCACGGCGUCCAAUGGCCUCGUCAAGGGACCAUCCUGUUGACGACAACCAGCGAGAAGUUUGACGGCAUUUUCGGUCUCCCGCAUCUUGCCCCCAGUUCCGACUUCUUCCAAUCGAGCCAGCGGCUGCUCAAUCUGACUCUUGCCGAAGUGCUUCGUAAGAAGGAGAAGGAAGUGUUCAAUGAUGGCGCGAUGCCGUGGACCUCGGAUCUAUCGAAUCCGCCGGAUACGCUCAACCCAGCGCCGCACUGCGAGUACAUUAUGUACGCCCAAGUGCAUCCCCCGGAUAGAAAUUUUUUGAAUAUGAAGGGCUUUCACCCGACCAGAGAGGGCAUGGCUAGGAUCAUUAGCGAUAUUGAGCAAGAGUUACGAUUUCCAGAGGGCGCCCCCAUUCGUGGCGUUCCCGAGCUCCAGCUUUCGGCCGUUAUUUGGUCCCCCGACUGCGCCUUCUUUCUCGAAACCAAGGGAACGCCGGAUUUCGCGCCCAUUGAUGGACAGCAUCUACAAGGCAUGAAGACGGAGAUCAUCUACCACAAGAUUCGAGUAUGGAUCCUCCUCUUCGCAAUGGUGAUUCUCACGCAAGCCCUCCUCCUCAAGCAGCAGAUGAAGGAGUCAGCAACACCUUCGACAAUGGGCCGCAUCAGCUACUCGACGAUUAGUAUGAUGGUCAUGGUGGAUGGUGGCAUCUUCGCCGCGGCGUCCAUGUGGGCGUUGGACGCCAGCAUCACGUACCUGGAGUCGCUAUCGCUCCUUUUUUCGGCGUUUCUGAGUAUGUCUCUUGGCGGCUUCUUUUUAGCGGAAAUCCACAAGGUGCAGGAGCCCGAAAACAGGAGGCGUGUAGAGAGGGAGCAGAACUCAAAUAGUGACUCGCCGCGCACACCGGCCACGCCCGCGCAUGGUCUUGAUGCCGAUUCCCUACCGCGGCCCGUUACCGCCGGGCCUCGCAGAAGAGCGCCCUCGCCGCCGAUCAUCAUCCCCUCGGAUCAGGAUAUUGAUGCGGAGAUCGCGGACGCCGCGAGUGGUGCGGCAGCUGUGCCGACAGCAGGCACCGGCGCAGGCGGCGGCCAUCGCAUUGGGCCCGAGGUCACAUUCCAGGCGGUCAUAUUCCGCUUCGCCAUGACUGUGUCCAUCAUCCUCCUCGUCUCCAUCGCCUCCACGUCCUGGUACCCGCGGGUACGUAACUUCUUCGUCAACAGCGUGGCCCUCGUCUACUUUUCGUUCUGGGUGCCUCAGAUCCAUCGCAACAUAAUCCGCAACUGCCGCCGCGCGCUGACGUGGCAGUUUGUCAUCGGGCAAUCCGUCCUGCGGCUGCUCCCGUUUGCCUACUUUUACGUCUACGAGAACAACUUCCUCUUUGCGGAGACGGACCGCCGCGCGUUCCUCGUCUUUUGCGCCUGGUUGUGGAUCCAGCUCUGGAUCCUCGCGUUCCAGUACGUCCUGGGCCCGCGCUUCGGUAUACCAAAGAGCUGGACGCCCGACGCGUGGGAUUACCACCCGAUCCUGCGCGAGGACGGGGUCGAGGCCGGUGGGCUGCCGAUCGGGCUGCUCUCGGAGCCCGGUUCGCCGUCCCUGGAGAGGGUCCGGUCGGGCGAGGACAGGGACAGGGACAGGGAGAGGAAGAGCAGCGGGAGUAACCUGCGCGCCAUCGACUGCGCCAUCUGCCGCGAGGUGCUCGAGGUGCCCGUCAUGCGGGCGGGCGAGGAGGACCCGACUGCCGGCGGCGUCGUCGGCGUGUUUACGCGGAGGAAUUACAUGGUCACGCCGUGCCGGCACAUCUUCCACAGCGCGUGUCUGGAGGGCUGGAUGCGGUUCAGGCUGCAGUGCCCUAUCUGCCGUGAGGAGUUGCCUCCUUUAUAG